CCGAGAAGCUUCUGCCGUUGAUGCUUGCAGCCAUGCCUCCUUCGCGCGCAGCACCGCUUACGAGCUCCUUCUCCGUCAGUGACGAGAACAACGUCGUCGUCUGCCCGCUGCGCAACCAUGACAGCUCAGCUUGCCGGAAGCGCUGCACAGGCGAGAAGCGCUUUCGCUCUAUGCAAGAGCAUAUUCGACGUGCCCAUCCCGAGCACUACAUAUCCAAGCUCCCAGCAACAGAGGAAAGUUUUCUGUUAAUGGUCAAUACACCACCACAAGAACGAGCACCACCACCACCUCCUACUACUACUACUACUACUACUACUACUACUACUACUACAACGACGGCAGUGGCAGCGCCACAAACGUAUGAUUACAGCAACAAUGAACACAAUUCCUUCUUCGAGUCCGAAUUCGGUGCCAAUUCUCUUCGAGGGCCUGGCGAAACGCGUCGGCCAUCACUACUGCCUACCGCGACUGCUGCGGCUGCCCUGGCCUCGUUACACAAUCACCGUGCAGAGUAUGACUGGGAUUCAGAUCCGGACGCAGCAUCCGACCCAGACUCGAAGAAGUUCAGGCCCCGCGCGCGCUUUGCCCCAACCCCCGUAGGCCCACCUAGCAAUACCGAAGAACCAUACUAUACUUCUGGCUCCAUCCAGCAAGAACUCUUGCCAUCCUCGCUCGCGCGCUCACCUCUCGGCCGCUCUUCGACUCUGCCUCCGGGAGCUCAUUCUCUCAAGCCGAACCGGCCUCGCAAGCCGUCCAUAGGGCAGAAUGCUCGUCGAGGAAAACACGAACGCCAGAAAUCAAAAGAACACAGUCGGAGAAUGAGCUAUGACCGAAAAGCAUUUUCGGCCGAGCCUGCAACAGCAGCUGCUAUUAUGGGCAAACGGUGGGAGGACCUCAUUGACGCUGCUGCCUCAGCAACUGAGGAGGAUAGUCGUGACUUGACCCCUGUGCCGCAAUCACCCAAUCACUCACCCCACAUGAUGAACAGCCGAACAUCUAUGCCACCCUUCAACUUUGCUUCACAACUCCAGUCAUACACCGCAUCCCCCUUGAACAAUGCUUUGACGCCUCCACCGCCGGACAUGUCGGAUCUGCAGCCUUUCCCCUCUGUCGAGUCAUCGAUUGAAUCAGCAAUGUCUGGCCACAAUUUUCAUAUGCCCUCACAGGGCCUUUCUGACUCGUCUCCCAACUCCCUAUUUCCUGUUCAAAUAUACUGCGCUGCCUGUCGGAAGCUGUCCAUAUUGCGCGACAGCUAUGCAUGCUCUGAAUGCAUCUGCGGUCUGUGCCAGGAGUGCGUCGACGUUCUGGUCAGUGAGCACAAUCGCGGUCGCGCUCCGACGUGCCCACGGUGCAGCACCAUUGGAGCCAAGUUUAAGCCCUUCCAGCUGGACAUUAGAUGAAACGGUUUGGAUUUUUUUGCGAUUUUGAUCUUG
Bipolaris maydis ATCC 48331 is the source of this 1433-nucleotide messenger RNA. RefSeq lists its product as uncharacterized. The record is from RefSeq and is a predicted model, not a curated record. Lineage: Eukaryota; Fungi; Ascomycota; Dothideomycetes; Pleosporales; Pleosporaceae.